GCUUGUUCUUGCGUGUCUGUUGGAUUUUCUCUUGCUCUUCCAUAUAGCGACCUUGCUCUGGCCUCUUGUCUAGCAUCGCUUCAUGUAAAUUAAUUGAUUGCUUCACAUUGCGAAUAUGCCGGACUCUUCGGUGGGGCAAGUGAUUUCGUGGUACAUCUGUACUAUCAUACCAUGCUUCUUCCUGUUUCUGCGACUAUUCAGUCGAUGGCAACGCUUCGGUCGGCUUGCCAUUGAUGAUUGCUUCCUCAUCCUCGCGGCGGCAUGUCUCAUUGGCGACCUUGCCAUUCAACAACACAUGUGGAAUCUUGGUCUAGGAGACAUGGCUAAUGCGAGUCAAGAGGACUUUGUUGGCAUUAUGAAGAUGAUUGUACCCGGCUCAGUCCUCUACGUCUCUUCUCUCUGGUGCAUCAAAUUCGCUCUCGUCAUCUUUUACAAGAAGCUCGCCGCACCGGGAUCCAAGAUGCAGAUCGCUUACAACUUUGCGCUCGCCGGACUGGCUGUCACAUUCACCACAAUCUUCUUUGACAUUUUAUUCCAAUGCUAUCCAUACGAUAAGAGGUGGUCUCACGACCCUAGCUAUCAAUGCAGCCCGAAAGCUUCAAGGAUCAACUACUGGAUCACCAUUUUGUUCAACAUUUUCUCCGAUCUCAUCAUCAUCUGUCUUCCCAUUACUAUGGUCAUGAAGCUUCAGAUGAAGUUGAAGCAGAGAUUGGCAGUUGCGUUCAUCUUUGCUCUCGGUGGUUUCGUCAUCAUUGCCAGCAUCAUUCGUGCCAUUUACUCUUGGCAGAACAAGACAAUGUUGACCUGUACUGUAUCCAUGGUAGAGAACGGCGUCGCCAUCAUCGGUGCCUGUCUGCCCGCUCUCCGCGCCAUUUUCCUCGGUCAACCUUCCACUGCAGGAAACAGCGGCAGUUACGCAAAACAUUACGAAUUAUCCUCGAAUCAGAGGAGAAAUCCUCAAGCCAGAAACACCACGAAUUUCACAUCUUCGACCAGCAGACCAGGCAGAAGUGGUUCGGUGGACUCGGAUGAGGAACUUGUGAGGAAUAUGCAGGCACAUGGUCAAGCACAGCCAUAUGUUUCUGCACAAUCGAGUUUGUCAGACGACAAAUCAGCUGGUAUCAUGGUUGCUACCACAGUUGAUGUCGAUCACAAGGAUCAGGAUAGUGUGAGCUCAUUGCACAGUCCAUAUGGAGCUCAUAGAGUCUGA
Messenger RNA from Aureobasidium subglaciale EXF-2481, 1210 nucleotides. RefSeq lists its product as uncharacterized. The transcript is spliced from 4 exons. The record is from RefSeq and is a predicted model, not a curated record. Lineage: Eukaryota; Fungi; Ascomycota; Dothideomycetes; Dothideales; Saccotheciaceae. The coding region runs from base 116 to 1210 and encodes 364 amino acids.